AUGCCUCGGAGGAAGAAAAACUGCCAGAGCCCGGCCAGGCAGCCCGCUGGGCCGCCCAAAGGAGGAAACCUCGGCCACAGCACGAGUUUCCCCCCACUGCCACACAGAAAUAGUAAUUUCGCCGUUGCGAGCGACGUUCAACCCAGGACCACAUUGGAGACCAGCAGUGCCAAAAAGGAGAGACUCGUUAAAGGCAUGCAGGAGAUGUUUUCACACCUGGACCCAGAUGUUAUACACAUCGUGCUGUCUGAAUGUGACUAUAAAGUUGAAAAUGCAAUGGACUCCCUGCUGGAGCUGUCUGUGGCUGCUGAAGUUUUAACCGUGAAUCCUCCUCCUGUUUCUGGCUUUGAGCACACCGCUUCAGCGUUGCUCAGUCCACGUCACUUUUCUGAACCAGAACCUGACGACACGCACUCGGCGGCAAACUCUUCUGAUCCUUUGCUGACCGAAGAGCUGGACCUGCUACUUGAUCAAGAGUUAGAGACACUAGUGGUACAACAAGAUGUUAAGGAAGAGCAGCGCAGUAGCAUGCCAUCUGCUGAAGUACCACUCUCAACUUCCCCUUCACUACCUGUUCAUCAGCAGACACUCCCAGAGCUUCUUCAGAGCAGCCUGGAUGCUGGAUCUAGAGAGUGUAUCACUAAUCGGCCAUCACCAUCGGGAGGCUUGGUGGAGCAUUUGUCUGGAGCGUCCUGUCAGCUCAACCAACACCACACCAGUGACGAUCAGAUCCCAGAGGUGCAGAAAGAUGUGCUGGAUUUCACACAUUUGGUGACCAAUACGUCUCCAGACAAGUCAAAACCUCCUGUUGACCUGGCAGCCUCAGGGCGUCCCUCAGCUUUCCAGGUGUAUAAAAAGCAGGACCCAUGUCACGCUCUUUCAGGGAGGACUGGGCCCCCGGACUCAGAUUCAGUAGGCAAUGGAGCAAGAUCCAAAGUGAAUCUGCUAAGUAGCAAUCCAGAUAACUACAUGCCAUCACCCUGGAACUCGACAGCGCCAGUGUUUUUCCCCCCGAUCCAUGGAAACCAGAGGCCAGCCUUCAUCACCCCUGUAGCUCAGGCACCCUCAGUCUGGCUCGGUCAAACCAGGCAUUCCUCUCCUUGGUUGAGUCAGGGACCUUUUACUCAGGCCCCUCGCAAACCUGCUACUGCUAUUCCCAACUCUUGGGCCCAGCCGGCUUCUGGGCCGGCUCCGGCUCACCUCAACAGGUUGUAUUUGCAAGGGAAGGUGUUGGUGCUGCUUCGUGGCGCUCCUGGAUCUGGAAAGUCAACCCUGGCAAGAGCCUUGUUGGACCAUAACUCGGGUGGAGUCAUCCUAAGCACAGACGACUAUUUCAUCCGCUGUGGACGAUACUGGUAUGACCCUUCUGUCCUGGGAGAGGCCCAUGAGUGGAAUCACAAACGAGCCAAGGAGGCUUUUGAGAGGGGCAUCAACCCGAUCAUUAUUGAUAACACCAAUCUGCAGAGCUGGGAGAUGAAACCAUAUGUGGCUCAGGCGCUGAGACAUGCAUACAAGGUUCUGUUCAGAGAGCCAGAUACUUGGUGGAGGCACAAGCCCAGAGAACUGGAAAGGCGUUCAGCACAUAACGUUCCGACGGAAAAAAUCCGCCACAUGCUGAAUGGAUACGAUCGCUUCGUCACGGUCCAGUCUAUCAUGGGCUCAUGCACGCCCGAGGUUAAACGGCGCCGGCCUCAGGAGAACAGAUCUGCACUCCCAUUCACUUCUGGCUCACCUUGCCCUGACCUCGUAGGUCAGCCUGGACCGAUUGAGGAACAUAAAAAAGCCCACCCCCAGUUGUUUUCCUCCCUCCCUGACGUGUCGUCGCUCUGUCUUCCCGGCGAAGCAGGAGUCCAUGAAGGCCCUUCCUGUGAAUCCCCAGGGUCGCUCAGCCUCCAAGAAGCAGCUAGCAACAAGCCUGACGGUUCUGAUUCAGAUGAUUACAGUGAUUUGGGUGAACUGGAUUCUCAGCUGGACGCCCAGUUCGAGCCAACCCAGCUGGGCGACGACCUAAGAAUCCCAGACUGUAUCGUGGAGUCGGUGAUGAAUGAAAAUCAGUUUGGGGAUGAAGUGCAGGUGGCUUUUUUUGAAUCUAUUGGACAGAGAGUGAAGAGGGAAAGAGCAAGCAGGAGGGCUGGUUUAGACACAGAGGAGCUGGUAGAUUUAGUGAAAGAUACUGACCAGUCAGAUAGAGAAAGCUCAAAGCUUGAGGAGGCAGAAAGGGGCAAGAUGGUGAAGGAGGAGGUGCCUACGAUGUUUGAGGGAGACUGGCCCACUGAGGGGUCUCUUGAACAGCGACAAGUGAGAAGAAAAGAGAGGCAUACAGAGGUGAAGAAAGCAGAGGGAGCAGCGAGUGAUGAUGAAAACAUAAAGAGUGAGACGUCUGGACCAGAUGUCACUGAGUUUCAAAAGCUUCUUGAUGUUAUUCAGACUGGUGUGGUCCCAGUUCAGCCCAGCUCUUCAGGCUCACAGUCCCUCUCGCUGAGCUCUGGAGAUGAGACUGAAGAAAAAGAUGAGGCAGGAGACGGCAGAGCCAGCAGCAAAGGAGCGUUACCCGACUGUAUCCAAGACUGGGUGGCAGCUUUCGAAGACUGGGUGGCAGCCGACUUGUGUACUGAUGAUUUAGAGCAAGUUCAAAUUGAAAUUGAAACAAGUAGCAGCACUGAAAAAAAUACAAAUGUGUCUGAGACUGUCAUUGAACUGGUUGACUUUGAGUGUGGAGAUGAAGGAGGAAACUCCAGUGGUCAAAGCGAGGCCAGUAAAGUUGUGGAUCUGAAAGAAUCAACAGAAAGUACCAGUGAGGCUGUGAGUAAGGCUGAUGGCAGCUUUCUUAGUGAGACGUGUGAGAGUCCAGCGUGUGAGGGGGUGACGGACAAAGAGAAUGGCAGAAGCUCUCAGGAAAGAAAGCAGCGACAGGGUCGGAGGUCAGGGAAGCAUUGUAGGCUUGCCCUCACAUUCACUCAGAACUGCCCCUCCUCUUCAUUAAAUGAUCCAGACCGUCUAAAUCCUUCAGCUGACGUCAAAGAUAAUACAAACAGAGAUGACUCGGAUGCCCAACCUAUUUUUAAUCCUGAUCCUGCUACCAGUUGUGACCAUAAACCAGAUGUGGACCUGCUUUCCAGCUCUAAUUCUGAGGGACAGUCACAGCUCCCGGUUGUUCUGACGCAAACGGGUCGCUUCACUCAGACAGAACCUCAGGACUUUGCUCUUCUUUGGCGCCUCACUUGUCGCCACAGCUCUGAUGAUACAGCUGUGCCUGUGGACGGACAAUCCUGCGACUGCAAAGUCACAGAGGGUAAUCCGUCCCGUUUUGUGCCUCGACCCUCUGCAGCAGUUGCAGACCCGGUACCGUACCGUGUGGUGCACGAGAGAGGCACUCAGGUGGAGGAGAAGGAACUAGGGGUGGCUCAAGACCGGCUCGCGAGCAUGCACAUUCUCAGCCGCCAUUUUAAGCUCGUUAGUUUUGACAUGUUGGAGGAUCUGUAUGACAAGUGCCACCAGGACUUAGAAUGGACCACCAACCUGCUGCUGGACUCUGGAGAGAGGUUCUUUAGGGAUGAAGAAGGUGAGGAGGAGCACGGUGCAGCUGAUGAAAACUCCAAUACAUGCAGUCAGUUUGAAGGUUUAUGUGAAAAUUUAGAACCCGUUAAAUGUCCUGAAGCAUCAAAACACGACGACCGGCUAAAAGGAGAGCAAACUGGGAUGGAGGAGGGCCUCCUGCAGUCAGCGUGUGGGACGGUGAAUGAGUCUAAUGAAGGAAAUGGAAACACAGGUGUGUCUUCUGAAGGCACAUCUGAUCCAAGCACAAGCAAGGAGGCAUCAGGUGCAACUUUAGAUUCAGAAAAAACUCCCCAAACAGAACUCUUCCUUCCAGAAGCUGAAAAAGAGUUAGAAAAAAGCAUGAGUGCUGAGCACAAGGUGACACCACAACAUGGUCAUGAAGGGGGAGGAGCUUGGGGUGGGAGCGUGAAUAACGAGGAAAUCACAGACAAGUCGUGGACCAAUAAUCGAGAUGAGAUUGCCAGCAUGGAUGAGAUCAAUCGACUGCUGCAGGCUGAGGUCGAGGAGCUGGAAAGGGAGGAAGAGCAGAGGAAAGGGCAGAGCCAACGUCUGGACAUUCAGACUGUGGAGCUGAAACUGCCCACCGAGCUGGGGCUACAGUUAACAGAGCUGUUCGGUCCUGUCGGAGUAGACCCAGGUGCAUGCUCAGCAGAUGACCUUGCUGUGCAGAUGGACCUGAAGCUGGCCAAACUGCUCCACCAAAAGUGGAAGGAAACUAUUCAGGAGAAACAAAGACAAGCUGAUCUUUCUUUUCACUUGCUUCAGCAAAGUUCAGUAAGCGGGCUUGAUGGAGCACGAGACAGGACACAGCCAGCUGAUUUCUUAAUGAGCAAAGAUAGUGACGUGCUGCUGGUCAACCAGCCAGAGGCCGGUGGUCCAAUGCCAUUCAUGGACCACUGGAAUGUGUCCCGUCCACACGUUUCUCUCAGAGAUAUUAUAAAAGAGGAGCAGGCUUUGCAGCAGAGCAUGCAAAAGACCAGACAAACCCGAGCUGACCUUUACCCCCAGGAUGGAGCCACGUUUCUGAAAGAGAAGCAGCUGUUUUCACUGUUCCCCGCUAUCGACAAGCAUUUUCUCCAGGACAUCUUCAGAGAUCACAAUUACAGCCUAACGCAGACGGAGCUGUUUCUCCGCUCUCUGCUGAACGAGGAACCCGUGAAGAACGUCGUCGCUCCAGAAGCUCCUCGGUCUGACCGCCACAGAGCAGCCAGCAAGGAGAGAGAAAAGAAGCAGAGGCACCCGGAGUUGGAUGCUCACAGCUUCCAGGACACCGAGGACCCAGAAUAUGAAGACUUCAGGGCCGAGGCCAACCUUCAGAAGAAGCGACAGCUCGAGAGCUUUGCAAAAGCCGCAGAUGCCUUCAAGCAGGGGCGCAAAGAGGUGGCCUCAUUUUAUGCCCAACAGGGUCACCUGCACGGCCAGCGGAUGCGUGAAGCCAACCACCGAGCAGCAGUUCAAAUCUUCGAGCGCGUCAACUCGUCGCUGUUGCCCAGAAACAUCCUGGACCUCCACGGGCUGCACGUGGACGAAGCCCUCGAGCACCUGGCUCAGGUCUUGCAUGACAAAAUUGCAGACUGUGAGCAGGGUUUGUGUCAGCCCCAUCUCUCUGUCAUCACAGGAAGAGGGAACCACAGCCAGGGGGGCGUGGCCCGCAUCCGCCCCGCCGUUAUAGACUACCUCAACAACAACCACUACAGGUUCAGUGAACCAAAGCCUGGCCUCAUGUUGGUCUGUUUGAAGUGA
Nematolebias whitei (Rio pearlfish) is the source of this 5301-nucleotide messenger RNA. RefSeq names its product NEDD4 binding protein 2 (gene n4bp2). The transcript has 16 exons. Gene Ontology annotation, molecular function: ubiquitin binding. Bases 1 to 5301 code for a protein of 1766 amino acids. Lineage: Eukaryota; Metazoa; Chordata; Actinopteri; Cyprinodontiformes; Rivulidae. The record is from RefSeq and is a predicted model, not a curated record.